AUUUUGGAACUAUCCACGUAAAACGUUUCUGUUUGCCACAAAAACUCUUGAAUGUUUCUUUUUUCUCUUUUUGAAAAAAAGAACUCUUGAAUGUUCGAGGUCAAGUGGAUAAAAAUUUAUUAAGUUUAGUGAAUAAUAUAAAGAGUGUGAUUAGGAAAUAUGAUAUAUUAAGUUUGUGACUAUCACAACCUUUUACUGAUCCAAAAGAUUAUUUCUAUGUUUCACUAAUAAUUUACCAAACAAGUAAAAUAUGUUUUUUUUUACUCUACUAACUAUUCAAAGAAAAAUAUAUACACACUCAAAUUUACUCUCAGUUUUGUUAGAAUAAUAUUUUUUUGUCAUCAACAUAAACAGAUUGCUAAAAUUCUGAAUAAUAUUUAUUUUGUACUUUUUCAAAUUUCUUGCUUAAAAUAUAAAUGUCAUUAACUGAAUAAUGAUUGGUUGAUUACCAGAUUAAUUUGGAAUCCAGUUUGCUCGAAAGAAACUGAUUUUCAAGUUUCAAACAAAAAAAGAAUCUGAUUUUCACAAUUUUAUUUUACUUCAUUUUCCACCUUUAAUUUUUACUUGAAUUUACUUUAAUACUAUCAAUCAGACUCUUACCCUUGUUUUAGUUAGAGUAAAUUUGUUUGUGUAUUUGAUCAUCAAUGACAGUAACUUGAAGAAAUAGAAAGAAUUUUUUUCACCUAAUUGGUAAAUUUUCAGAGUAAAUAAAAGUAAUUAACUUUUCUCUUAAUUAUUAAUUCUCAAUGUGCCAUACAGUUAAAGCCAAAUAUGUUCUUUCAUUACUUCUUCAACAUGCGUCAAAAUCACAUAUCCUUGUAAAACAUAGUUACAAAAUAGGAGAUUCAUACACACAAACUGAUAAAAAAAUUUACGUUUAAAUCGUAACAGAUACGGUAAUUUUACCUUUUGUUAUAUUAUUUAAGUAUAUAAAAAACAAAGAUUGUCUUAUUUCUCCUUCUCUAGUGAGAAACGCAUAUGGCACCCACCCAUCCACCCACUGUGACUCCCCACAACAAAUAAAAUUUUAAAUAAAUGUUAUCAUGUGUGUACAAUACAAAUAUAUAUACAUAUAAUGUGUAUGUAGAGGUAUGCAUGUAUGCUUCUAUAUGUGAAAGAUCUAUAAAGCUUUACAAAAGUGCUUCAUCUAGGAGAAACGACAAAAUACGCAGAGAAAUCCAAACAAAAAGUGCUUCCUCUUGAAGAUCCAUCGAAAAGGUUCUUCUUCCGUUUUUUCUAUUUCUCUUUCUUUCUCUGGGUGGUCCUGUUGAUCAUACAGAGAGGAAGACAAAGAGUUAUCGAUGGCUGAAGAUGGAAACUUGCAUAUUGGUAAUAGUAAUUACAAUAGAGAAGAAGAAGCAGAUCCAGAGAAUAACACUAUGAACCAACCUCUCCUUAAGAGACAUAGAACUCUUUCUUCAACUCCUCUUGCUUUGGUCGGUACCAAGGUUUCACACAUCGAGAGCUUAGAUUAUGAGAUAAAUGAGAACGAUCUGUUCAAGCAUGACUGGAGAAGCAGAUCAAAGGCACAAGUGUUUCAAUACAUAUUCGCAAAAUGGACAUUAGCUUGUCUUGUUGGUCUCUUAACUGGUCUCAUCGCUACUCUCAUCAACCUCGCCGUCGAAAACAUCGCCGGUUACAAACUUCUCGCCGUUGGCUAUUACAUAGCGCAAGACAGGUAUUUGACAGGUCUGUUGAUCUUUACGGGUGCAAAUUUGGGUCUGACUUUGGUGGCGACAGUACUUGUUGUUGUCUUUGCUCCUACGGCGGCUGGUCCUGGGAUUCCUGAGAUUAAAGCUUAUCUCAACGGCGUCGACACUCCCAAUAUGUUUGGUGCAACCACCAUGAUCGUUAAGAUCGUUGGAAGUAUUGGAGCAGUUGCAGCUGGACUUGAUCUUGGCAAAGAAGGGCCUUUGGUUCACAUUGGAAGCUGCAUAGCUUCUUUGCUUGGCCAAGGUGGUCCAGACAACCAUAGAAUCAAAUGGAGAUGGCUUCGUUACUUCAACAACGAUAGAGACCGUAGAGAUCUUAUUACAUGUGGAUCCGCCUCUGGAGUAUGUGCGGCUUUCAGAUCACCAGUAGGAGGAGUGCUCUUUGCUCUUGAGGAAGUCGCUACGUGGUGGAGAAGCGCUCUCUUGUGGAGGACCUUCUUCAGCACAGCCGUUGUUGUGGUUGUACUGAGAGCGUUCAUUGAGAUUUGCAAUUCUGGUAAAUGCGGGCUUUUCGGUAAAGGAGGACUCAUUAUGUUUGAUGUGAGUCAUGUUGAGGUUAGGUAUCACGCAGUAGAUAUAAUCCCUGUCACGUUGAUCGGAGUCUUUGGUGGCAUUCUUGGAAGCUUAUACAACCAUCUUCUUCAUAAAGUUCUUCGUCUUUACAAUCUCAUCAACCAGAAGGGUAAGAUUCACAAGGUGCUUCUGAGUCUUUCGGUGUCUCUAUUCACUUCGGUGUGCUUGUACGGUCUUCCUUUCUUAGCGGAAUGCAAGCCUUGCAACCCUUCGAUAGACGAGGCAUGUCCAACAAACGGAAGAUCAGGGAACUUCAAGCAGUUCAACUGCCCCAACGGUUACUACAACGAUCUAGCGACACUGUUUCUCACAACCAAUGAUGACGCAGUAAGAAACGUUUUCUCUUCAAACACUCCUAAUGAGUUUGGUAUGGUUUCCCUCUGGAUAUACUUUGGCCUCUACUGCAUUUUGGGGCUUAUCACAUUCGGUAUAGCAACACCUUCCGGUCUCUUUCUCCCGAUCAUCCUCAUGGGUUCUGCUUACGGUCGGAUGCUAGGCACUGUAAUGGGAUCUUACACAAAGAUUGACCAAGGGCUUUACGCGGUACUCGGUGCAGCUUCACUCAUGGCUGGUUCCAUGAGGAUGACAGUCUCGCUCUGUGUGAUUUUCCUAGAGCUCACCAACAACCUUCUAUUGUUACCCAUCACAAUGUUUGUGCUUCUCAUUGCUAAAACAGUUGGAGACAGUUUCAAUCUAAGUAUCUACGAGAUCAUUCUCCAUCUUAAGGGUUUACCUUUCUUGGAAGCGAAUCCGGAGCCGUGGAUGAGGAACCUCACUGUAGGUGAGCUUGUUGAUGCUAAGCCUCCGGUUAUAACGCUCCGCGGAGUAGAGAAAGUCGCGAAUAUAGUCGAUGCGCUGAGGAACACAACACAUAACGCAUUCCCGGUGUUGGAUGGAGAAGAUGUAGAUAAUGGUGCUGGGACGGAGCUUCAUGGGUUGAUCUUGAGAGCACAUCUUGUUAAAGUUCUGAAAAAGAGAUGGUUCUUGAAUGAGAAGAGAAGAACGGAAGAGUGGGAAGUUAGGGAGAAGUUCACACCGGUGGAGUUAGCUGAGAGAGAAGACAAUUUUGAUGAUGUUGCAAUCACAAGCUCAGAGAUGCAAAUGUACGUUGAUCUUCAUCCUUUGACCAACACAACACCUUACACUGUGGUGCAGAGUAUGUCAGUGGCCAAGGCUUUGGUGCUUUUCCGAUCAGUUGGACUCAGACAUUUGCUGGUUGUCCCCAAGAUUCAAGCUUCAGGAAUGUCUCCUGUCAUAGGGAUCUUAACAAGGCAAGAUCUAAGGGCUUAUAACAUUCUACAAGCGUUUCCUCACUUGGAUAAACACAAAAGUGGAAAGCUGAGAUGAAAGAAGCUAAUCUAAGCAAAAGCAAAGAGGCUUCUUCACCUUUUGCUUUUGUGCCACUGAUUGCAUCAGCUUUGGAUUUGUGUUUCAUUCUCCCAUUCUUGGUCAUAUUUUUUCUGUCCAGUUUUGCUUGCAUUCUUUCUUCAAUACCCCCCCCAAAAAAAAAUAUAUACUGUUGUUUCGUAGAUAUGUAUUUUCUAUUUGUAAAGCUCUAUAUUUCUUUUUUACCAGAUA
Messenger RNA from Brassica rapa (field mustard), 3863 nucleotides. RefSeq names its product chloride channel protein CLC-a. Gene Ontology annotation, biological process: chloride transport; transmembrane transport. The record is from RefSeq and is a predicted model, not a curated record. Gene Ontology annotation, molecular function: nitrate:proton symporter activity; voltage-gated chloride channel activity. NCBI's taxonomy places the organism in Eukaryota, Viridiplantae, Streptophyta, Magnoliopsida, Brassicales, Brassicaceae. Gene Ontology annotation, cellular component: intracellular membrane-bounded organelle; plant-type vacuole membrane.